This is a messenger RNA of Tetranychus urticae (two-spotted spider mite), 6566 nucleotides long. Lineage: Eukaryota; Metazoa; Arthropoda; Arachnida; Trombidiformes; Tetranychidae. The record is from RefSeq and is a predicted model, not a curated record.
UUUUUUCUUUCUAUUUCAAACUGGUUGUUGGCAAUACAAUUUUACUGUCAUUAUGCUUGUUUUAAUAGUUUCCUUAAUCAUUAAUUUUGGGUCAAAUACCUUAUAUUGUUGUGUUCAUUAAAAUUAAUCAACAUGUCCAAUUUUAAAGUUGCCAUUUUGACAGGAAUUGUGUUAAUUUGGAAAGAUUUUGGACUAAACAGGGAACUCGGAACCAGAUAAUUGGUGUUGAAUAAUUUAAUUACAAGACAACCUAAACAUCAUCAGCAACAACAAAUCAACUAUAAUACAGCAAUGAUUUGUGUUUUAUUGUGUCACCAGAAAUGUGUUUUUCAAAAAAGUGUAUGGCAAGAGUGAAUGUCUAACAAGCCUUUUUACCUUGAGAUAAACAGUUGUGAUUAUUUAGAUAACUAUGGGUAACAAUGGCUGUGCUUAUUUAUUUGAUUAACAGUGUAUCAUCCACUAAAACCAAUCAACUUAAUUAAUUAAUCAUUCAUAGAUUAAUAAUCUGACAACAACAAUAAAGCACCAUAUCAUCAUCAUCAACAACCAUUAUUAAACCGCAUCAACCUCUCAACAGCCUAGUCAAUUGUUUGCUUAUACGUGGUUCACUUUCAUUCAAACUGUUAUCAUCCUCAUCAAAAUCGUCAUCGUCAGCCAACAUCAUCAUUAUCAUCUUUAAACCAACUUUACUGAUUUUAAUUCAAGGCCUUCUCGAGUCCAAUACAAACCAGGCUAGAUUUCAUUCAGUUUUCCUGGUUUUCCAGUGGCAAGGAGUAAUGCAGAAAUAUUGAAAUUUAACAAUAUACAAAUUAUUUAUCUUUGAUAUCUUUUUGUUUCAAGACUAACACUUUACCUCUCAGUCCUACGAUAAUUUGAUAGUCUUAACAAUUAAAGAUAGAUGGAAUGAUUUUACUUCUUUUUCCCAUAGUUUCUUAAGUGCUUCAAAGUUCAAUCGUUUUCUCUAUUGUCACUGGUUUGCUACUUUUUCACAUGUUACUGGUUUUCGCUGUUGAAAGUGUUAAUAUUUGUGAUGUUAAUUUAUGCUCAAAUUGCAUCAUAGUUUCCUAAUGAUUCGAGCUGUUUACCUGCUACUAAUUUUGCUUGAUCGUAUUCAAUUUUAACAUCUACUGGCAUUUCAUGGAACACAUUCGUAAUAUCAUCUAGUGGGAAAAACAAAAAACCGUCAAGAUGAAAUCCAAGUUAAACUUGAUCUGUCAACAUCAUGCAAAAACUUCCACCGUUUCCAGAUUUUCUUGAGUACCAUCAUGAUCAUCAUCCUUCUUUCCCUUGUUUAUAGUGACACUUACCAUCACUUGUGAUAAGCCUAAUAGUUGGCCAUCAGUUUUUCAUUCAAGCUCAACCUGCAUCAUGGGUGAAACUGAAGAUCAGGCUAGUAUCUCGGGUCAAGUAAACAAAGGGUUUGUUGACAUACCCUUGGGUCAAAUGAAUCAAUCAAAUAAUCUCGAUGAGACAACUGAUGAAACAGAUGAUUUGAUUCCAUUUAUGAGAGUUCAUUCGGUGCCCACGGCCUUUUAUCCAUCUGAAGCAAUAUUGAUUCCUGAAAUGCCAAUUAAAGCAAAAUUUAUUGAAACCACUGAAGCACCCAAUUCUCAUUACAUUGACCAAUACUUAUAUAGCUAUGAAUUAACUCAUGGUCCAUUUACAUGGGUUAUUCGGAAAAAACAUAGUAACUUUCUUUACCUUCACCAACAGUUGAAACUUUUCUUGGCCUCUUUAAGUCUACCAUUGGCUUCAAGAGGGAAAAGCAGUAAACGUCGAAGUGUAAUGGAUACAAGUGGAACUCGAAAAGGAUUACCAGAAAUCUCUUUCAAGCCUGAUACAUUUUUAGCCCCAGAAGAGACUCGUGCUAGACCUAAAAUGUUGGAGGAAUAUCUGAAUGCCCUUUUAUCAAUCCAAGGAUUUCGCGAACAUGAAUCAACUCUCAAUUUUCUUGAAAUCUCUCGUUUAUCAUUUGUUAAUCACCUUGGUCACAAAGGAUUGGAAUCAUUCGUCCAAAAGAAAGACGGAGGCCAUGCAAUGGUCAACUGUUGUAUUCGUGCCAAAUACAUUUUCUCGACUGUUGCCAUGACUCAACGUAAAAGAUGGUUAAUAUUGAAAGACUCUUUUAUCGCCUAUUUACAUCCAAACACUGGGUCCAUACGCUGUGUCCUGCUUAUGGAUCGUUUGUUUAAAGCCAUUUAUGACCCCAAAGUUACUGGAGAUUUGUAUUCAGUUCGCAUUACCAACCUUUCUCGUGACCUUGACAUUCGUUGUUGGACCAAACGGUUAGCUUCUGAAUGGACUGAUACCAUCAAUCGGACUGCUACAACUUUAGGCAAAGACUACACUCAACCCAAUCGUUAUGAAUCAUUUGCCCCACCGCGUCCAAAUACACCAUGUCAGUGGUAUGUUGAUGGAGUCUCGUAUUUUGAAGCAGUCGCUGAAGCUUUAGAUUCAGCUAAAGAAGAAAUAUUUAUUACUGGAUGGUGGUUGAGUCCAGAAAUUUACUUGAAAAGACCUGUUAUUCAUGGUGAUAUCUGGAGAUUGGAUAUUCUACUAUCUCGCAAAGCAUCUCAAGGAGUUGCCGUUUUUAUACUUGUUUACAAGGAGAUUGAACUUGCACUUCAAAUCAGUAGCGUUUACACAAAGAAAAUUUUAAUGGGUUUACAUCCAAAUAUAAAAAUCCUUCGCCAUCCUGAUAUUGUUAAAGGUGCAACUAUCUUCUGGUCGCAUCAUGAAAAGGUCGUUGUUGUUGAUCAAAAAAUUGCUUUUGUUUCCGGAAUCGAUCUUUGCUAUGGACGUUGGGAUACAUUUCAACAUCGCCUCACUGAUUUAGGUGACAUCUCUAAAAAAGUCAUAGAAGAUCCAUUGAAUGACUCCAUCGAUAAAGCAAAUCAAUCUGUUACGGAGAAAAAUGAAAAUCCUUCUCUUUUCAGUGUAACCUGUGCCUUAAUGAAUGCCAAACGUCAAGAGAGUCAAAAAAAGGGCGACGAUAAAUUUAAAAAUUCAGUCAGUUUUUUGGUUCCAGAGUCUAAAGAUAAUGUGACGACAUUUAAUGAUAAUAAUGGUGAUAAAAAUAACAACAACCAUCCAAAUAAUGAUUCCAGCUCUUCUAAUCUAGAGCUAAGGCCAGCUGUUAGCUCUCAAACAUUAUUUCGUGUUGUUGCAAAUUUAAAGAAACUUCGACGUCACACCAUUAUUCGUAGAUCUUCUUCACUGGAUUCUCUUGAUGAUAUCGAGCUUAAUGAAACUGAAAAGAAAUGUGCCCUUCGGCGAACACCAAGUGAACUCGGUUUGACCGAUUUAUCUGGAGGAAACAAAUUAUGGAUUGGUAAAGAUUAUUGUAAUUUUAUUGCCAAAGAUCCAUGUGAUUUUAAUCGACCCUUUGAGGAUAGUAUUGAUCGACGUAAAAUUGUUAGAAUGCCUUGGCAUGAUGUUGGCAUGAUGGUUGAAGGUAAUGCUGCUAAAGACGUUGCCAGACAUUUUAUUGAACGUUGGAACUUUACUAAAUGCCAAAAGGCUCAAUUUCAUUCCAAAUAUGACUGGUUGUGUCCCAAAUCUACUAAUGGUGCAGAAUCAUUACCAUCAUCCGAUAAAAAAUUAAAUAAUGAUCAACCUAAUAGAUCAUCUUUCCGAGCUGAAUGCCAAUUGGUCAGAAGUGUCUCGGAUUGGUCAACUGGAACCAAAUUCACUGAAUCAUCAAUCUACGAGGCCUACAUAGACAUUAUUGACAAUUCUCGUCAUUACAUUUACAUUGAGAAUCAAUUUUUCAUCACUAGAUCUGGUGGACUUAAAAAAUAUCCCAGAGAAGUUGUUAAUGAAGUUGGUGAAGCCAUUGUUCGCCGAAUAAUCAGAGCUUAUCGAGCCAAUGAAACUUUUCGAGUUUACAUCAUUAUCCCACUGUUGCCAGCCUUUGAAGGGGAACUUGGUACAUCAACAGGAGCUAAUUUGGAAAUAAUUACACAUUGGAAUCUCAAAUCAAUUUGUAGAGGAAAUGAUGCACUUCUACAAAGACUUCAACGAGAAAUUGGUGAUAUAACCAAAUAUAUUUCCUUUUUUUCUCUUCGCAAUCAUGGCGAGCUCAAUGAUAAACCAGUUACCGAACUAGUUUAUGUGCACAGUAAAAUUAUAUUAGCAGAUGAUCGAGUUGCGCUCAUUGGAUCGUCUAACAUCAAUGACAGAAGUUUAACAGGAUCAAGAGAUAGUGAAGUUGCUUGUGUCAUCCGUGAUACUGAGAUGGAAGACGGUCUAAUGAACGGCGAACCCUAUCAAUGUGGUAAAUUCAUCGGAUCACUUCGGCGUUAUCUCUUUCGUGAGCAUCUUGGUUCACUUCAAACUAAAAGUGGCUCUAAAUCUUCCCGAAUCGAUGUUCGAGAUCCAAUUUCUGAUGCAUUUUACUUUGAUACUUGGCUCAAAAUAGCUCAAUCUAAUACCAAAAUUUAUGAUGAAGUAUUUGGUGUUAUUCCGUCCGAUGAAGUUUAUAAUUAUGAACAAUUAAGGCAACGAAAAUCAAAAGCAUGGCUAGUUGACACUGAUGUUGACCUGGCAAGGGUAAAGAUUGGCCAAAUUAAAGGACAUUUAGUCUGUUUUCCUUUAAAUUUUUUGAAAGAUGAAAAUCUCGAACCAAGUGCAGCAUCCAAAGCUUCUCUUGUGCCUUUAACCGUAUGGACCUAAAGUUCAACUACUUUUUUCGUGGCACAAGGAGAACAGAGCAUCUGUAUAAACAAAAAAAAUGUUAUACGCAAUCAAAACGCGAGAGAGAUUGUAAUAUAUUUAAGAAGAAAAAAAGUAAAUGGAAAUACUUAGAAACCAAAGAGCCAAUCAUAACGAACAUUCUGAGAAUUGCAACCUGAAGACCUAUAUCUCAGGUAAUAUCUAUAAUCAGAGUAAACCAUUCAACUGAUGAUAAUCAUUUUCAUCACCAGCAUCUCAAAAAUAAAUAGUUGGUAGUGAAAAAAACACAUCCAACAGCCAAAUCAACUAAAGAGAUGGAUCAAGGGAAAAAAAGUGAUGGAGAAAAUGCUAACCUCGUUAACCAAAAUGACCUUUUUAUAAAACUCAUCUCAUCAUGUUGAUGACCAUUUUUUUGUUCACAAUACUCACUGCCUUUAAUUCAACCCAGAUGCAAUAUUUCAGUGAAAAGUCAACUCCAGGAAGAAGGGAAAACUGGUCAUCAACAAAUUGAAAACCUAGAGUUCUAGUCAAAUGGUCAACUUUUGGAAAGCAGAGAAAAAGAUGAAGUAAAGAAACUGAUCAACAGAAACUCGAGUUAAACAGAUUUUUUGACAGAUUGUUCAUGACUACUGCUGAUGUCUCUCCAAUCCUUUCUCUUUAAUAACGUUUUUUGCUCUCGUAACUUAUUCUGGUCAAACUUGUGAAAAAUAUCAACUAAACUGGUAGUCGUUUGUAAAACAAAUCUGUGACCAUCUUUUCCAAUCUUGCAUAAUUAUCUUUGCUGCUGUCACUGAAUGCUGAUCUAUUGGAAGAACAGUGUUGCUGUAUUUAAAAUAGCUUAUCAAUGCACUUUAUACUCCAUCAACUGAUAGUUGACUACAGUUGACUUGCAUUCAAUUCACAUUGAACGGAUUUAUACAUUUUUCAAAGGACAAACUAUCAAUAUACGAAAAAAAGUAUCAAAAAAGAGUCUAUCAGCCGCAUAAUCACACAGAGGAAAAAAGAUAAAGUCAAGUAAUAACAUUUAGUGAUCACAUCAAUCAUCGUCUGGUAUCGUCCUGUUUUGACAGUUUGCUAACUUUCACUCUCUAUUCCUGGCUUGAAAGCUUCUUCUUUUUAUUAUCCUUCAAUUGUUGAAAUAUUUCAAAAUGAUAUUUGCUCAAUUACACUUACAUAUCCAAAGAAUGGAAGAGAGAAAUGUUUCAGUUAAAAGGAUCAAGUGAAACAAACAAAAUGAGCUGAUAAAUACUGAAACAAAAUACAGCAACUCAGAAAGCCAAGCAAGUUGAAAGAUGGCGAGAAAUGAAAUUUGUCCAAUAAUCAAAAUCUCAUCUCAUCUUUAGCAUCAUUUUUUGUGAUCCUUUCUCAAACAGAUUACAAACUAUCUAAACUGAAUCAACUUGACCAUUUCUUUUUCUGCUCCAUCCUUUCAUCACAUGGCAGCUUCAUUUUCAAUCUCCAUGAUCUUAGUCCAGUCUUUAAAACUUCAAUUUUCAUUCCAAAUAGUCAAAUUGAAAGUUGAAAAUAGUCAUAUUUUUGUCUUUUAUUGUUAAAAAGAUGAGCUCAAUCAUCUUAAAUUGUAAUUUUUCCCCUUGAAGCAAUUUUACAUUGUGAUAUCAACAUUAUCUCGUCAAACAAAUGCAACCAUCAAUCAACUUUUUAAUCAACUGUGUUACCAUUUUCAUCCAGAAUUGUUCCAAAAUAUCACUUUUAUUUCAAGCAAAAAAGAGAAGUCACUUUUUGCAAUUUUAUGGAAACAAAAAAGCGAUGCAUUUUUGUCGUUGAAGAUGUUAUUAAACUGUCCUAUUUAUAUCAACUAACCAUGUAAAAAUUGUAACAAUUAUUUUAACAAAAUGAAAACAAAUAUAAAGCAAAAGAAUCAAAAUUUUCAA